Messenger RNA from Neolamprologus brichardi, 606 nucleotides. RefSeq lists its product as uncharacterized. Gene Ontology annotation, molecular function: zinc ion binding; metalloendopeptidase activity. The record is from RefSeq and is a predicted model, not a curated record. Lineage: Eukaryota; Metazoa; Chordata; Actinopteri; Cichliformes; Cichlidae. Gene Ontology annotation, biological process: proteolysis.
AUGCCAGUCCAGGAGGGAGACAUUCUAAUUCCGGAGAACAGAAAUGCUGUACAGACUCUGUGGCCGGAUGCCACCACCCCUUACAUCAUCACUGAUGCACUGGUUUCCCGAGAGGCAGAAAUUAAAGCUGCCUUUAAGAUGAUAUCGGAUGUCACAUGUAUUCGUUUUAAGAAACGAGACACCGAGUCGAGCUAUUUGAAGUUUGUGACUGGCAAUGGCUGUGCCUCAUUCGUUGGUUGUCAAGGAGGAGCCCAGCAGCUCUUCUUUUCUUCAGAGUGCACCGUGGGGAACCUUUGCCAUGAACUGCUCCAUGCUCUGGGACUGUAUCAUGAACACACUCGUGAAGACCGGGAUAAAUAUGUCACAGUGAACUGGCAGAAUAUUGUGGCAGGUAAAGAAAAUAACUUCAAGGUGAAUCCUGGAAACACUCAAAACCUACCAUAUGAUCUCACGUCCAUAAUGCACUACGGGCGGGAUUUCUUCAGUACAAAUGGAAAUCCAACUGUGUUGCCUAAGCAGAGUGGUGUGGAGAUAGGUCAGAGGAAACAUCUGAGCCAGCUGGACAUAGAAAGAUUGAAUAAACUCUACCGCUGUGGUAAAAUUUGA